AGGCCAUGUGACAACCCAGAGCCAGCUAACGGAGGCCACUACUGCAGGGGCAAAUAUCAAGAAAUGUCCUAUACAAAAUGCAUUACAGCUGCUGUUUGUCCUGGAGGUCUGAAAUAUGUUCAGCUGUUCUGUCCAUUCUGUCUAGUGUCAGUCUCUCAAAGUCCUGGAGGUCUGAAGUAUGUUUAGCUGCUCUGUCCAAUGUCAGUCACUCAACGUCCAAAGGACAAACAAAUCUCAAAAGAUUGUCUAAACUUUGGGAAUGUAAAGUCAUCGUCUCAAGGAUUGUUCCAGAGGUGUGUUGUUACAGAAGGAUGUUUUCCAGAUGGGUGUUGUUACAGAAGGGUGUUGUUCCAGACAGGUGUUGUUCCAGAGGGAUGUUGUUCCAGAAGGAUUUGGUCCAGAAGGAUGUUAUUCCAGAAGGAUGUUGUUCCAGAGGGAUGUUGUUCAAGAGGGAUGUUGUUCCAGAAGGAUGUUGUUCCAGAAGGAUGUUGUUCCAGAAGGAUGUUCUUCCAGAAGGAUGUUGUUCCAGAUGGGUGUUGUUCCAGAAGGAUGUUGUUCCAGAACGAUCUUCUUCCAGAAGGAUGUUGUUCCAGAAAGAUGUUGUUCCAGAAGGAUGUUGUUACAGAAGGGUGUUGUUACAGAAGGUUGUUGUUACAGAAGGUUGUUGUUACAGAAGGGUGUUGUUACAGAAGGUUGUUGUUACAGAGGGGUGUUGUUACAGAGGGGUGUUGUUACAGAGGGGUUUUGUUACAGAAGGGUGUUGUUACAGAAGGAUGUUGUUACAGAAGGAUGUUGUUACAGAAUGGUGUUGUUAAAGAGGGAAAUUGUUACAGAGGGGUGUUGUUACAGAAGGGUUUUGUUACAGAAGGGUGUUGUUCCAAAGGGGUGUUGUUAGAGAAGGGUGUUGUUCCAGAGGGAUGUUGUUACAGAAGGGUGUUGUUACAGAGGGGUGUUGUUCCAGAGGGAUGUUGUUCCAGAAGGAUGUUGUUACAGAAGGAUGUUGUUCCAGAAGGAUGUUGUUCCAGGGGGGGUGUUGUUCCAGAGGGGUGUUGUUCCAGAAGGGUGUUGUUACAUAGGGGUGUUGUUCCAGAAGGGUGUUUUUACAGAGGGGUGUUGUUACAGAAGGGUGUUGUUACAGAGGGGUGUUGUUACAGAGGGGUGUUGUUCCAGAAGGAUGUUGUUCCAGAGAUGUGUUGUUCCAGAAGGGUGAUGUUACAGAGUGGUGUUUUUACAGAAGGAUGUUGUUACAGAGGGAUGUUGUUACAGAAGGGUGUUGUUACAAAGGGGCUUUGUUACAGAGGGGUGUUGUUCCAGAAGGAUGUUGUUCCAGAGGGGUGUUGUUACGGAAGGGUGUUGUUCCAGAGGGGUGUUGUUACAGAAGGGUGUUGUUACAGAGGGAUGUUGUUACAGAAGGGGUGUGGUUCUAGAGGGGUGUGGUUACAGAGGGGUGUUUUUCCAGAGGGGUGUUGUUGCAGAGGGGUGUUGUUUCAGAGGGGUGUUGUUUCAGGAGGGUGGUGUUUCAGGGGGAUGUUGUUACAGGAGGAGUGUUGUUCUAGAGGGGUGUUGUUACAGAGGGGUGUUAUUCCAGAGGGGUGUUGUUGCAGAGGGGUGUUGUUACAGAAGGGUGUUGUUCCAGAGGGGUGUUGUUACAGAAGGGUGUUGUUACAGAAGGGUGUUGUUCCAGAAGGGUGUUGUUCCAGAAGGGUGUUGUUACAGAAGGAUGUUGUUACAGAAGGGAGUUGUUACAGAAGGGUGCUGUUCCAGAGGGGUGUUGUUACAGAGGGGUGUUGUUACAGAGGGCUGUUGUUUCACGAGGGGUGUUGUUACAGAGGGGUGUUGUUACAGAGGGCUGUUGUUACAGAGGGGUGUUGUUACAGAAGGAGUGUUGUUACAGAAGGGUGUUGUAACAGAGGGGUGGGCAACCUGCGGCACAUUGUCACGUGCCGCCGUAAAACCUUGAUUAAUGUUUUUGUGCAAUGCUCAAAUUGUCGAUGAUUAGCUGUCAAGGUUCUGGCAAAUGAACAGUCAAUGUAGAAAGUUCACACUGUAAUAAGAAUGAUGGCAGCAAAUUGUAAAACUUUGAACUUUUCAUUUUCAAUCUGAUUACGGGAAGAAUUUUUCGGUUCUUCUUCUUCUAUAUAUUAAGGGCCCACGAUCAAUUUAUUGAUCAUUUUGGCUCCCUAUGCAUGUACAGGGGAUUUGCAAUGUUUCUGUGCCUGGUGCUGAUGAGGAAAUUUUAAAAUGAUUACAAGUGCCACUUUGUGAAGGAAUCAUGCAAGGUUGAACUCGGACUGAAUUUGUGAACCCUAUCUUCAUUGAGACAUUUUAAAAAUUAUUUCUGUCCGCCAAAAUAAAAAUAAAAAAUAAAAAAUGUUUUAAAAAAAUGUCCACGCGGUCCUCUGCUCACCCUCUACUAAAGGCUCCCCCUCUAUCUUUUUUUCGGGUAGGAGAGGUGCCUUUAACUAAAUACACUGGGCAACCCGUCUUAGAGAGCUUAAGGUAACUCUUCUGCUCAAAUGAACCAUCGUGGACGUCAGCUUGUAUGCAAAGCACUCUCUUGACUGCGGCAUAUUUUUGUUGUCAGUUUCAUAGAUUAGAGCCAGAUCUGUUUCAGAACUUAUAGGAAAGUGGAAUGAAAAUGAUUCUUUGAGAGGAGGACUAACUUAAGAGGCGUGGCCAACUUUUUGGGUAGCUAAAGUAUGGGGCAUAGCUAACUUAUGGGGCGUGGCUGACGUAUGGGGUGGGUAACUAAUGGUCGUGGCUAACACAUGGGGGGAGACAAACUUAUGGGGGUGGCUAACUUAUAGGGUGGCAUAGUUAUGGGGAUGGCUGACUUAUGGGGCGUGGAUACCUUAAGGGACACAUCUCUACACAAUGGGCUUGGCUAACUUAUGGGCGUGGCUAACUUAAGGGGAGCAUGUGUAUCAGUAGUUUAAACAUGAAACCAAACAUGCAAAGAUUUAGUUAACACAUAUCAACUUCACACAUGCGCAGAAACAUGAACAACAAUGAUGUCUAACAAAUAUACAGAACACACAGUGACCAAUCAAAACACUUACACUUGUAUUUUCUCUCUGGCAGGGUGUAAAAACUAUUCAUGGGGAGUUAUGUGUGACAAGAGCUGCCAGAACUGUGCUGACUACUGUGAAACAGAAACGGGGGUCUGUGGACGUUGCAAGAAGGGAUAUAAACACCCCACCACAACAUGUCACACAGGUAGAUAGCUAGUGCUUCCCACCUGUCAGAUAUGUAGAUAGCUAGUGCUCCCCACCUGUCAGACAGGUAGAUAGCUAGGGCUUCCCACCUGUCAGACACGUAGGUAGCUAGUGCUCCCCAUCUGUCAGACAGGUAGAUAGCUAGGGCCUGCCACCUGUCAGACAGGUAUAUAGCUAGUGGUCACCACCUGUCAGACAGGUGUAUAGCUAGUGCUCACCACCUGUCAGACAGGUAGAUAGCUAGUGCUCACCACUUUUCAGACAGGUAGAAAGCUAGUGGACCCCACCUGUCAGACAUGUAGAUAGCGAGUGCACCCCACCACCAUCUGUCAGACAUGUAGGUAGCGAGUGCGCCCCAACACCACCUGUCAGACAUGUAGAUAGCCAGUGAGUCCCACCACCACCUGUCAGACAAGUAGAUAGCCAGAGCGCCAACCACCAUCUGUCAGACAUGUAGAUAGCCAGUGAGCUCCAACACCACCUGUCAGACAUGUAGGUAGCGAGUGCGCCCAACACCACCUGUCAGACAGACAUUAUUUACUACAUCGUAUAUAGUAUAGCGUUUAAAAUGUAAUUUGACGCAAAUUUUAACGUGUGCACUGAAGAGUGAUUCCACCAAAUUUCCGUCACUCAAUUUUCAUUCAACGAAAUUUCUUUCAAACAAAUAUCCACGAACUGGAAAAAAUAGAUUGUUAUUUAAAAAAAAAAAGCCAAAAAAUAAAACACAAUAACAAUAAAAGCUAGAAAUUUUGUAUAACCCCUACCUUUCCACUCUGCCCCCACCCCCUAGGGUGUUCCAUUAACGAGUAUGGCCUGGAGUGUGAAGGAGUGUGUUCCAUGAAGUGCUAUGGCUUCGACUGCAUCGACCGAGUCACAGGGAAAUGUCCAACAGGUUGGUGGAAAACCUUCAACCCAGUGACACACACGAAGGAACAACUUAUGUUUCAAAUUAGAAUAUUUAUCAAUGAUAAAAAAAAUUCAUCCAGCAGACGUAAGUAGGAGCAUGGCCGUGACGUAACUAGGGUUAGUGCCAAGGUGCGCCUAACCUUUACCGCCCUAUUCCUACGAGAAGAACGUCACCACCGGAACUAGGUUACCUUUCCUACGCCACCGGAACUAGGUUACCUUUCCUACGCCACCGGAACUAGGUUAUCUUUGCUACGCCACUGAAACUAGGUUACCUUUGCUAAGCCAGCAGAACUAUGUUAUCUUUGCUACGCCACCGGAACUAGGUUAUCUUGUUACGCCAACGGAACUAGGUUAUCUUUGCUACGCCACUGAAACUAGGUUACCUUUCGUAAGCCACCGGAACUAGGUUAUCUUUGCACGCCACCGCAACUAGGUUAUAUUUGCUACGCCACCGCAACUAGGUUACCUUUCCUACGCCACCGGAACUAAGUUAUCUUUGCUACGCCACCGGAACUAGGUUAUCCUUUUUACGCCAACAAAACUAGGUUAUCUUUGCUACGCCACCGCAACUAGAUUAUCUUUGCUACACCAACGGAACUAGGUUUUCUUUGCUACGCCACCGGAACAAGGUUAUCUUUGCUACGCCAACGGAACUAGAUUAUCUGUUUUAUAAGAUUUUGAUAGUUGAUUUCGAAGAAAAUGUUUCAAGUUAAAGAUGCCUCGUUAAAAGUUCUUGGAUAACUACCUUGGAUAAUUACCUUGGACAACUACCUUGGAUAACUACCUUGGACAACUACCUUGGAUAACUACCUUGGAUAACUACCUUGCACAACUUCCUUGGAUAACUACCUUGGACAACUACCUUGGACAACUACCUUGGAUAACUACCUUGGAUAACUACUUUGGAUAACUACCUUGGAUAACUACCUUGGAGAACUACCUUGGAGAACUACCUUGGAUAACUACCUUGGAUAACUACCUUGGACAAUUACCUUGGAUAACUACCUUGGACAACUACCUUGGAUAACUACCUUGGAUAACUACCUUGGAUAACUACCUUGGACAACUACCUUGGAUAACUACCUUGGAUAACUACCUUGGACAACUACCUUGGAUAACUACCUUGGACAACUACCUUGGACAACUGCCUUGGACAACUACCUUGGACAACUACCUUGGACAACUACCUUGGAAACUACCUUGGACAACUACCUUGGACAACUACCUUUGACAACUACCUUAUAUAACUACCUUAUAUAACUACCUUGGACAACUGCCUUGGACAACUACCUUGGACAACUACCUUGGACAACUACCUUGGACAACUACCUUGGACAACUACCUUGGACAACUACCUUGGACAACUACCUUGGACAACUACCUUGGACAACUACCUUGGACAACUACCUUGGACUACUACCUUGGACAACUACCUUGGACAACUACCUUGGACAACUACCUUGGACAACUACCUUGGACAACUACCUUGGACAACUACCUUGGACAACUACCUUGGACAACUGCCUUGGACAACUACCUUGGACAACUACCUUGGACAACUACCUUGGACAACUACCUUGGAUAACUGCGACCAUAAUUGUAAAGAGCUAACAAUAAAUGAAGGCCUUUCUCGGUAACAUUUAUGCACUGACAUGUGAGUGAACGAUGAGUUUCCAUAGGAGCGUGUUUAUCUUUCUAGGCUGAAAUCAUUUUUUUUCCAUUAACGGAAUUUCUCAUGAAAAAUUCAAUAAUGUCAUUAAUGUCACCGAUACUAGAGCCUCAUAAACCAUUUUUACUCUUACUUUAUCUUUUAGUCGCAUAAAGAUACAUUUUUUUUUACCUUUCUCAAAUCGGCACAUAAUCGAAACAUGCCCAGUAAAGGGUUUGAUACAAUUAUGGGCACUUAGUAUAUAACUAAUACAGUCAUUUCAGCAAUAACACCUUGGUCCUUUCUUAUAGGAUGAUUAUUUUCAGUUAUUAACGCCUCACCCCGACGGCCCCAACUCCCUUUCAAUUAUCUACUGAUUAAGUGUUUCUCCAUUCCAGAGGCUGUGAUAGCGGUCUUCGUAGCAACUGUCGCCUUCAUCGUCUUCAUCAUCCUCAUCUGGUGAGUGGGUUGAUUCCACUUUUGCUGUUGGCACGAUGGAGGUUUGUUGGUUCAGUCUAAGCUGGCGGCAAAAGAUUUAGACCUGUGCUGAGACCAGAGUUUCAACGUUUUAUUUUAAUGUUACCGGUGUCGGCUAGGGUUAUGGCCGCCCGGGGGGGGGGGACAAGAUUUAGACCUGUGCUGAGACCAGAGUUUCAACGUUUUAUUUUAAUGUUACCUGUAUCGGCUAGGGUUAUGGCCGCCCGGGGGAGGGGGGGGACAAGAUUUCCGCCACCCCUUUCACGAAACAAACUGUGCGUUUGGCAACCCCCCCUCCCUCGUGUACAGCAAAAAGUGAAGCCCGGGGUAAGCAGCUCCCUACGCCAUCCUUCCUGCGCAUCUGGUUGUAACAUCUUAAGACCGACGGGUUCUAAGGUGUAAAGACUUCUGGUUGUAGCAGCUUCCGACCUCAUUUCUAUUUCUGUACUUUAGUCGACUCUCUCAUUAUUUUGUUGUGUGUCACAUUUCUGGUCAGUUACUAGUUGCUGUCAUGUCACAAUUGUAGUGAGUUACCAGUAUGUGUCAGGUCACAUUUUUUGUACAGUUGCCCGUUUGCGUCACGUCACAUUUCUGGUGAAUUACCCGUUUGUGUCACGUCACAUUUUGGUCUGCUACCUAUUUGUGUCAUGGCACAUUUCUGGUCAGUUACCUGUUUGUGUCGUGGCACAUUUCUGAUCAGUUACCCGUUUGUGUCACGAAACAAUUCUGGUCAGUUACCCGUCUGUUUAACGUCAAAUUUCUAGUCAGUUAACCGUUUCUGUCACGACACUUUUCUGGUCAGUUACCCGUUUGUGUCCCGUCACAUUUCUGGACAGUUACCAGUUUGUUGCACGUCACAUUUCUGGUCAGUUACCUGUUUGUGUCACGUCACAUUUCAGGUCAGUUAUCUCUUUGUGUCAUGUCACAUUUCUGAGCAGUUGCCCGCUUGUGUCAUGGCACAUUUCUGGUCAUUUAUCUGUUUGUGUCAUGUCACAUUUCUGGUCAAUUAUCUGUUUGUGUCACGUCACAUUUCUGGUCAGUUACCCGCUUGUGUCAUGGCACAUUCCUGGUCAGUUAUCUCUUUGUGUCAUGGCACAUUUCUGCUCAGUUAUCUGUUUGUGUCACGACACAUUUCUGGUCAGUUACCCGUUUGUGUCAUGGCACAUUUCUGGUCAGUUACCCGUUUGUGUCACGUCACAUUUCUGGUCAGUUAUCUGUAUGUGUCACGUCUCAUUUCUGGUCAGUUAUCUGUUGUGUCAUGACACAUUUCUGGUCAGUUACCCGUUUGUGUCACGUCACUUUUCUGGUCAGUUACCUCUUCUUCUUCUUCUAUAUCUUAAGGGCCCACGAUCAAUUUAUUGAUCAUUUUGGCUCCUAUGCAUGUAGAUGGGAUUUGCAAUGUUUCUGUUACUGUUUUGUGUCAUGGCAGAUUUCUGGUGAGUUACCGGUAUAUAACACUUCACAAUUCUGGUAAGUUACCAACAUGUGUUACGACACAUUUGUGGAGAGUUACUAUAAUUUAUCACGACACAUUUCUUUUGAGUUACCGAUUUGUGUCGCCCAGUCUACUGAUAGUCUUAGAUCAGCGAUUCUCAACCUUAGGUCCCGAACCCUUUGGCCUCGAACGAACCUUUCCUACGGGGUCGCCUAAGACCAUCGGAACACAGACCUACUUUACAGUCAUGAAGUAGCAACGAAAAUAAUUUUGUGAUUAGGGGUCGCCACAAGGUGAGGAACUGUAUUAAAGGAUCGCGGCAUCAGAAAGGUUGAGAACCACUGGUCCAGAUGCUGUAAAUAAUUUACUGUAACUUUUGUUAACUAUUAAAAGAACAGAAGAGUUUGAUAUGUGCUGAAGGCCUUAUUCUCUCCCCUUUGUUUAUCUCCCUUGCUCAGUUGCUACCAAAAAUUGAAGCUACCGAGCAGCCGACGAGCAGCAGACGUGUCACCAGGUGCUGACGUGCCCCAUGAAACGGGACAGAGUGGACUUGAUGGUGGACAGAGUGGCCGUGAAGGUGGACAGAGUGGUCAUGAUGGUGGACAGAGUGGUCGUGAUGGUGGACAGGGUGGUCGCGAUAGUAAACAGAGUGGUCGCGAUGGCGGACUGAG
Molecule: messenger RNA, 8355 nt
Organism: Lymnaea stagnalis (great pond snail)
Lineage: Eukaryota; Metazoa; Mollusca; Gastropoda; Lymnaeidae
Source: the annotation of a GenBank genome assembly